AGCUGAAGUGACACGCUUGCCUGCACGCUUCCGGUCCUUAAGUUAUUUGGUAGUAGGAUAUCCUUUAUCCUUUUCACAUCUAGUUUGCUAACUAUAUACUACGCGUGGUCUUUCAAAGCGAACAUCACAGAGGAGGACCGCCCCGUUUCUCCAAUGAUAUUUAAAAGGUGACCUUGCUGGUUUGAGCACAUCACCUGCACCAUGGGGAGGAGAUACUACUGUGACUACUGUGACCGGUCCUUUCAGGACAACAUGCAUAACAGGAAGAAACAUCUGAACGGUGUGCAGCAUCACAGAGCUAAAAAGGCCUGGUAUGACUACUUUAGAGACUCUUCAGCCAUCCUGUGUGAUGAGCAAACAAAGAAACCCUGCAGGAAGUUUCUCCAAAAAGGAAUUUGUGAUUUUGGCCCGAAUUGCAGGUUUUCUCACAUGUCCGAAGAGGAUCUGUUUCACUUAAAAAAACAGGCGGAAGAUGAAAGACAGCAAAGAGAGGACUAUGUAGACAGAAAGAUGCCUGGGCGAAGUAUAGAAGAAUGGCUCUCCAGAAGGGAAAAGAAGCAAACUGCCCUCGGUAGCAAAGGAGAUCUAAAAGAUAAGGAAGACAGCGAAGAGGGCCAAGAAGAAAGUGACAUACCUCAACAGCUCCUCUCCAUCCCUAACCUUCCACCCUCUCUGCGACCUCCUCCUCCAGGCGGAUGGAAAGUCAAAGUGAACACAGAAUGGGGUUGAAAGAUAUUCACGCUGUGGUUCAAAUCACAAUUAAGUGGGCAUAUGCCACAUGAAUGGUACAGAAUACAUAUGUUAUUAAGAGAUGGUGUCACAUUUGUAAUAGGCAGUUUGAAAAUUAGGUUUGAAAUACACAAAUUCAAUAAACACUUUGAAUGCCA
This is a messenger RNA of Cyclopterus lumpus (lumpfish), 887 nucleotides long. RefSeq names its product zinc finger, matrin-type 5 (gene zmat5). Gene Ontology annotation, cellular component: U12-type spliceosomal complex. The record is from RefSeq and is a predicted model, not a curated record. NCBI's taxonomy places the organism in Eukaryota, Metazoa, Chordata, Actinopteri, Perciformes, Cyclopteridae. Gene Ontology annotation, molecular function: zinc ion binding. The coding region runs from base 202 to 729 and encodes 175 amino acids. The transcript is spliced from 6 exons.